Molecule: messenger RNA, 2508 nt
Organism: Hibiscus syriacus
Lineage: Eukaryota; Viridiplantae; Streptophyta; Magnoliopsida; Malvales; Malvaceae
Product: putative metallophosphoesterase At3g03305
Exons: 4
Coding region: 3-2279 (758 amino acids)
Molecular function (GO): hydrolase activity
Source: RefSeq, a predicted model, not a curated record
AAAUGGAACGGUCCAAAUUCCAAAUCAAACCUCCAUCUCUUUUCUCAGAGACAAACGGAAGAAAAUUAAGAGUAGUUGGCGACAUGGGCGUUCUGAUUCUGAUUCUCCUACCGGUUUUCUUAUGCCUGAAUUCACCCAUUUGUUAUGCUCAACAUGAAGACCAAUCUUCCUCGUUUUCUUCGCAUAGAACAGUCAUAGAUGUAAAAGACGGCCCGGAUUCAGUUGUAUGGGUUGUUCAGCUCUCUGAUCUCCAUUUCAGUGUUCACCAUCCUGAUAGAGCCAUCGAUUUUAAAAACCUUGUGCCGGCUGCCCUUGCCAUGAUUAACCCUUCUCUCGUCCUCAUUACUGGUGAUCUUACAGAUGGGAAAAGCAUGGAUUUGUUAGUAAUGAAGCAAAAUGAAGAUGAAUGGGUGGAAUAUAAGAAUGUAAUGGAAGAUGUUGUGAAAAGAAGUGGGCUUGAUGAGAACAUCUUCUAUGAUCUUAGAGGGAAUCAUGAUAAUUUUGGUGUACCAGUGAUUGGUGGCUCAUUAGAUUUCUACUCAAAGUAUAGCAUCAACGGGCAAUUGGGAAGGAGUGGACGUGUAAAUAGUGUCACACUCACUCUUCAGGGUGGUAGACAAAAAUAUCUGUUUGUGGGUUUGGACAGCACAAUGUCUGUUGGCUUACGAGGUCCAACUAAUCUUUUCGGGCACCCAACUGACCAACUUUUGACUGGAAUAGAUUCGGAGCUAUCACAAUGGGAUUCUCAAUCACUUAAACCAAUGAGCAAGAUAUCUUUUGGGCAUUUUCCUCUAUCAUUUUCAGCUUCCUCUCAAUCUGGAAAGACCCUGAACGAUAUCUUCCUUAAGCAUUCACUUUCCGCUUAUGUAUGUGGGCAUCUCCAUACAAGAUUUGGAAAGAACUUAAAAAGACACCACUUGUCAAGUCCUAGUUUUCUAUCUUCUAAGAAGUUUUUCCAGUUUAAUUUACAUCAAACACGAUCAGAAGGCUGUAAGAAUUGUUCAUUUGGCGCUCCACCGGUUGAAGAAUUUUGGGAAUGGGAAAUGGGUGACUGGAGGAAGAGUAGAGCCAUGCGUAUCUUAGCCAUUGAUAGAGGUCAUGUUUCAUUUGCUGAUAUUGACUUUAAUUCAGGGUCCAAAAAGACUAUUAUAUUACCAACAUUUCCACUUGACUCGCGUUUCAUGUCAACAUCUUCAUCACAUCAUGAGUAUGAAUGUGAACAUAUGCUCUCUUCAUCUUAUGAGACAGUGAGAGCUCUUGUGUUUUCUGUUUCUCCACUUGUGUCAGUUGUGGCUAAAAUCUAUGAUACAAGAUACGGAAAGCUUGAGACGGUUGUGGAUGCAUCAAUGACCAAGGUUGAAGAUGAAUCCUCCAGGGGAGAUCUUUAUGUGGUUCCUUGGAAUUAUAAAGCAUUCCAAGACCCAUCAGCUGAUAGAUUCUGGCUGCAAAUAGAAGCAACUGAUAUCAUGGGCCGGACAACUAAGACCGAACGAAGACCAUUUUCUGUAAACGGGAUUCAUGCUAAAGUAUCAUGGACUUGGAGGGAGUUUUUUGUCAUGGGUUGUCAAUGGGAAGCCUUGUAUUACCCAAUUCUUUGGUUGGCUCUGUCAUUUCUACUCUUAAUCCUUCUAAUCCCUAGAGUUUUUCUCUUUUUCUCAAGGAAACAAAUAACUUACAAGAAUGUUCUUGCUGCAAAAGGAUUCAUAAGUGGCAUAGGAUUGGUUUUGCAAGAGCUCUGCAGAUUUCCUAUUGCAUGGUUUGGUUUUCUGGGAUACAUAUUCUACCUGAUUUUGUUUCCCUGGUUCGCCGGACAAGUUUUUACAGAUGGUGAAGAUAGGGGAUACAUGACAUACAUGGGUUGGGUAGUGAAAUUGUCGAAUGAUAAGAGCAGUCACGAUUAUAUUGGAUCUCCUGAUGUCAUGGUUGUUGUUCUUCCUCACCUCGUAUUUGUGGUCUUACCAGCUAUUUUCUGCACCGGAGCUCUGGCAGCUGAGAGAGCUGUGCAUAGAGACAAAUUUCUAUCAAUUUUGGGAAAGAAAAAAGAUGACGACAGAGGACUGGAUAAGUCUGUUAGAUAUGAUUCCCGAGGCAAUAGGAGAUCAAAUUGGAUACGGUUAAUUCUUUUGGUUCUUUGCUUGGUUAUCUGUUGGAAGCAUUUCAAGAGUUGCAGAUCCCUCAUGAAAGCUUAUGAGAUGAAUCCGCUUCUUCAUUUUCCAGUGUAUACUCUUGCAAUUCCACUAUUGUUGGCUUCUGUCAUCCACAAAACUAAGAGGAAUUAACGAGUACGGUUAGGUUUUUUCUUAUCCGUUUUUGUUUUUCUUGCUAGUAUACUUGGUAGAUAGAGCUCAAGUUACAUUUAAAAGUAUUUGGAAGAUGGUUGCAGAAGAAAGCGAGUGGGCUGAACAACAGCUGGUUUAGUUGAAAAUGUAGCUUUAGCCUAAAACUAACUGGCAAAUUAUUUGGAUAGCCUUUGUGUCCUGAUUACAAUUUUCACAUGUACCACAGUUG